AUGGAUACAGCGACUUGUGGCUCGAACGCCAGCGCUGUUGCGCCUCACGAGAGCACUGGAUCUGACGGACCUGACCUACUGGUCAAUGCCGGAACCGGCGGCCGCAUGAGCGCCAACGACGAAGCAUCACAAUUCACCGUGUUCGGCAAGUUGCCUUACGAGCUUCGAUUGAUGAUCUGGGAGAUGGCAUUGGCCGAGGAGUCUAGCUGCCGCACCGUUCUCUUCGACAUCCUCCCCUCCCUGGGAACCAUCAAAGGCCCCGGGUCGCCCUGGACCAUAUAUCCCACAAAAGAAAUGGCAUCUGCAUUCCUGCGAGUAAACCAGGAGUCUCGAGCCCUCGCACUCAAGCACUACCCCUAUAAGCUUAAUGUCUAUCACUACAACCAGGAUGCAGUUGGGUCGAUGGGAAGCUUGGCAUCGUUCACACACAAAGAUGCCGACAAACGAGGCGCCUUGUACCUGCGAUUCAAGGAUGACGCCUUCGCCAUGGACAUUCCUAUCCUCAUCCGACACCAAACAUAUUCACAAGAUGCUCUAUUGUCAGAUGAGCCGAGUAUACCAAUGUCGUUCGCUGCCUUUCUUCCCCAUGAGGAUCUUUCUCUCGUUCACAAUAUCACACUGUUCACGGGUCGAGCCCGCCGCUUAAUGUUCCAUUUGGCCACCACAAUCUUCAAGGACUUCAAGACGUUCUCCACGCUCAGACGAUGCGCGACCAAGCCGGAGGCGAGCACAUUCAUGAAUGACCCGGGCCGCUUCUGGAGACAUUUGAUAGUAUAUGGAACUCAAGGAACCUUGCUGUCUUGGAAGCGCCGAGGCUAUGUUUACUGUUCUGAAGAGCGGAAGCCGGGCGAUGCGUUUAUAUGA
Messenger RNA from Neoarthrinium moseri, 864 nucleotides. RefSeq lists its product as uncharacterized. NCBI's taxonomy places the organism in Eukaryota, Fungi, Ascomycota, Sordariomycetes, Amphisphaeriales, Apiosporaceae. The record is from RefSeq and is a predicted model, not a curated record. The transcript has 2 exons. The coding region runs from base 1 to 864 and encodes 287 amino acids.